ACUUAGCAACGAAAACAGUUCGCGCCAAGACACUAACCAAAGCGCUGCUCAAAAAGUUAAAAUUGUCACGCAGGCGCUGUAGUCGACACGUUUAGCGCGGGAAAGUACAUUUUCAUUAAUAUGAAUAUUUACAAAGUGUUUAAUCUUAAAACAGAGGCUUUUAAAAUAAAGUGACAUUGAUAAAAAGUGUAUUUAUCUUGGAAUUUGAUUAUUAUAUUUUUAAUGUGUUUUUGUUUUGAACAAUUUAAAACGUACAGCAUGCUUCGGAAGUUGAAUCCGAGGAGACUUUUCGAGUGCGUAUUCCCGAUAUUGAAAUGGUCGCGCCAUUACGAACUACGGACGGCUCUGGGAGAUCUAAUCGCCGGAGUCACGGUCGCUCUCACCCUUAUACCCCAGUCCAUCGCGUAUGCGUCGCUGGCUGGUUUUGAACCGCAGUAUGGAUUGUAUGCGUCACUGGUGGGUGGCUUCGUGUACGGCGUGAUGGGCACCAUCCCACAGAUUAACAUCGGGCCCACGGCUCUGCUCUCUCUACUCACCUUCACCUACACCAAUGGCACCAACCCUGACUUUGCUGUGCUUCUCUGUUUCGUUGGCGGCGUCGUGACCCUCGUCGCUGGCAUUGCGCAACUCGGAUUUCUAGUGGACUUUGUAUCGACUCCAGUAGUGUCAGGCUUCACAUCGGCUGCCGCGGUGACCAUAGCCUCUUCGCAGAUAAAAGGACUGUUAGGGCUGCAUUUCGACGCCGAGACCUUUACGUCGACCUGGCGAGCCGUAUUCCAGAACGUCGCAAACGCGAGAUUGAAUGACACGGUGCUAGGUCUGUCCUGUUGUGUCCUGUUAACGGGAAUGAAGGCCCUAAAGGACAUUCGAAUCGAAGAAUCGGAGGACCAGAAGUGCAAAGGGCGGGCGAUGGUUAAACGAGGGCUUUGGGCCGCGAGUGUAUCGCGGAACGCCCUGGUGGUGGUUACAGCGGCAGCGGUCGCCUUCUGUCUUCAUCGGGACAAGGAUCAUCCCUUCAUACUUACCGGCCACAUAACAGCGGGUCUGCCACACCCUCGAGUACCAGCGUUCCAAACAACAGUCGGUAACGGCACGGUGUAUGCCGGUGGAAUGUUAGCUCACCUCGGAAGUGGACUGCUAGUAGUGCCACUAGUGGGAAUCAUUUCUAACGUAGCCAUCGCUAAAGCCUUCUCGAAAGGCAAAGCCCUAGACGCGACACGUGAAAUAGUGGCGCUGGGUCUGUGCAACAUCGCCGGAUCUUUUUUCAACUCGUUCCCGGUCAACGGAUCGUUCACUCGCAGCGCGGUCAGCGAUGCCUCCGGAGUGGCCACUCCUGCCGCCGGCUUUUACACGGGUUUAAUAGUACUUCUGACGCUGACUCUGCUGACUCCGUACUUCUACUUCAUCCCUCGCGCGGCCUUGGCGGCGGUCAUCACGUGCGCCGUGCUGCAUAUGGUGGACCUUCAAAUCGUCAAGAAAUUGUGGAAAACAAAUAAGCUAGACUUGCUUCCAUUAACGAGCACCUUCGUGAGCUGCCUGAUGCUGGGGAUCGAGGUGGGUCUGGGAUGUGGAGUAGCCGUUGACGUAUUGCUGCUGCUCUACUAUCAGUCGCGUCCACGGCUCCAACUGCGAUACGUUCAAGAAGGGUCCCUUCCGCCUCACUACCAGAUGCAUCCUGUUGGCGGUUUACACUUCGCGAGUGCUGAAAGAGUUCGAUCAGAGUUAAUGGCUCUUAAUGUCGGCCGACAGACAAAGAUAACUAGAGUGGAGGUCGUCACGCCCGAUGCCAUAUUGACAAACGGUGGCGCUGGGCCGGAGCCGCCCAAAUUACCGCCCAACUUGCUCAUCGUUUAUUGCGACGCACUCAGCCGCCUCGACUACACAUUCCUACAGAGCAUGAAUAUGAUGGUAGAAGAAUGGUCCCGUGAGGGCCACGUUAUCUGGUGCGGAGCUCAACCCAAAGUCAGAGAGCAGCUGGAGGCUGCCAUUCACAAUCCCUUGUUCUGCUCGCACGAUCAGUUAUCAGCUGUACUAAUAGGGUUAUCUUCCGUCACUCAAGUCGGUAACGUUAGUGACACGCAGUUAUAGUUAAAGUUGUGGGUUAGAUUUUAUCCUAAUUUUACCUCAUGCCUACCUACCAAUGAUUAGAAGGUAAGAUGUUUUGGCAAUUCUGAGACAUAUCAGACAUAAUAUCGUCACCUACUGACUGUAAUAUAACUCACAUUUUACUAUUUAAUUAAAUCAUAAUAUUUAUUGAUUAAUUAUGUAAUCUAUUAAAAAAGGAUUGAUUAUAUUGUUAAUCAACACUACUGUUUAUGGUAAUUUAUUAUAUUUAAACUGUGAUACUGUUUUAAUACAAUGAAAAUAUAAAUUAAUAUAAUGAUUCUGUGUGUACGGUAUCCGAUUAUUUUUUGCUGUUAAACAACUAAACAGAAUAAGUACAGUUUGUUUACCUGACGUUGGUUGUAAAAUACAUGUUUAGUAAUUUCAAUGGCUGGUUAAUAAUCACGUCAGUAUUAUUACAUUUAUGGUCAUGAUUAAGCCAACGAAAGAACGAAGAAACAAAAAUUAAUAAAUCUAAUUGAUUGAAUAUCCAUUGCAUAAAUCUCGGAUGAUGAGAAACCGGGAUUUAUACGACCAGCGAACCAGUUUGUAAAGAGGAAACUAUUGCUUAAGUGAACAUAAGAACAAAUAGAUAUUGGAGUAAGGGACAAGAGUCGGCCAUUUCGAUCAACAAACGAAGCCAUCGAAGAUUUGUCGGCCCCUCGUAAAGUGUUCGUCUGAAAUGGGAUAACUUUCCAAAGGUAUCUUAUUUUCAAAAUCCUCACGAACGAUGACGCUGCAUUUAUGAGAGUAAACGAAUGGAGCGUUUACUGAACUGUGUGCAGAAAUAUGAGCCAUUCAAUAAUCGUGAUGAUCUGCGAUAUUUACUUGUGACCCAAUAACAUCUACAUUUCAUACUUUUAUUUAAUAGAUGAGCGGACGUUUUACUCUUUAUGAAAGCGUGAACAAUUAUGACAGGUGUUGCAUGAUUUAAAUUUGCCAUAAACGCUCCACCUUCUAAAAUUGAAUCCAUUAAUUAUAUAUUGUUUGUAUGAGUAAGCCUACUAAAUACAUACACUCACUUCGUCCUUUUUGUGGUGAACCUUUCUGAUGUUCAUUUUUCUAUAUGUACAAGAACAAAGAAUUUCUUCGAACCCUCGCUUAUGUAACCAACUGACAAGAUUUUCUUUAUAAUAUUGCUUUAAAGAAAAGAAAAAGUAUAACACAAGACCUUAGUUCAGUAUAGUAUAGUUGUAGCCUUCCACGUUUCAAGCUAUCUAUGUAUUCAAUUUAUAUAGUAUUUAUUGUUUAAAUGAAACUAAAAUAUGGAGGUUUAUUGGUGGUGUUGGCAAGGUAUGUGAUAAGAGAACGCUACUCUGAUGAUGGAUUGAUUAAACAUAUGUUAUUGC
Pieris napi is the source of this 3452-nucleotide messenger RNA. Its product is annotated as sodium-independent sulfate anion transporter-like. Gene Ontology annotation, biological process: transmembrane transport. Gene Ontology annotation, cellular component: membrane. Gene Ontology annotation, molecular function: sulfate transmembrane transporter activity. Lineage: Eukaryota; Metazoa; Arthropoda; Insecta; Lepidoptera; Pieridae. The transcript is spliced from 12 exons. The record is from RefSeq and is a predicted model, not a curated record. The coding region runs from base 223 to 2088 and encodes 621 amino acids.